This is a messenger RNA of Protopterus annectens (West African lungfish), 1542 nucleotides long. RefSeq lists its product as uncharacterized. Bases 1 to 1542 code for a protein of 513 amino acids. The record is from RefSeq and is a predicted model, not a curated record. NCBI's taxonomy places the organism in Eukaryota, Metazoa, Chordata, Ceratodontiformes, Protopteridae. The transcript is spliced from 4 exons.
AUGGCAGAUAACAUUUGUGGAAGUGUUGAGGGUGGUAGUGUGGAAGAGGAACCAGGUGAUGUGGCAGCAGAGAAUGCACCAGUUAAAACCCAUGCAGCAGUGACAGAAAGUGAAAGAGGAAAGCAGCGACAAACUGAGAAGGGGACUCCACAACAUUUGCCCUUCUUCAUUAUAUUAAUAUUUGGAAAAAUGUUAAUGAGAAGAAAAGAGGAGAGAAAGAGAUGCUAUGUGAUUCGGAAGCUCUUGAGAUGUCAUGGGCGAAUAUUCUGUAGGGAUUUGGAGCAAGUUAUCCAAUGGCAGGAAUGCUUUCUUAGCCUACAUAAUCACUUCUGGCCACUAACCACUAGUAAUGUUUAUACCAGUGCAAAUGCAGAGCUCAGAGCUACAGCAUGUAUGUUUCCUAAGACAGGUGAGAAUGAUUCAGCACCAACCCUGCUUGCUAUGAACUCAGAAUACCUUAUGGAACCCAAUGAUCAUUUCAUUGACAAGCUAAUGUUUCGAACCCAAAUGUCUGAAUUUGGUAUUGAAAUACCUUUUGUCCAGUGUCAUUUUGAUCCUAGCCAGAACACUGCAACAUCAAUUAAACCAUUCGACAGUAAAACUUCUUCUGUAAGUUCCUUUGACAUUGGAUGUGAUCAUGUUGCUAUUGGCAACUUAGAAACAGUGACUGUAAAACACAAUAGUAAUCUGCCAGGUAAACUGAGCACUGUAGACACAUCUCACUUGGCUGAAAAUUCAUAUGCCUUAAGUGAUGGAGAUGUUAACAGUAUUUCAUCUGGCUGUGUUGAUGACUGCAGAUCAAAUUGUACCAACAUGGUUUCAAGAACUUUAAAAAUGUUGCCCAGAAUAAAUAGGAAGUCAUGGAACAUUGAAUUGAAAGUAAUUCGAUCUUCUAGCUUACCCAAGAAUCCAUGGCUGAGCUUGCCUUUGGAGGACAGUGAAAAGUCCUACACUGUUGCUCUGAUGUUAGGGAGACAGCUGUAUGAGUCAGGUGUCAAUCAUGCAGCAUCUAAUUAUCCACAUCGUGGUGAAGAGUCUGAAGAAAAAAGAGCAGAGACCUUUUGUUUCCCUUCUCUUCUGUUUGAUUGUAGUAGUUUUGACAAUAUUUGGAAUCCAGAACCAGUACACCAAACAAUAUGUGAAGUACAUUGUGAUAAGAGAAGUAACUUCAAGGAUUGUGGGGUUCAAACAGAAGGGAACAACACAUGCAUUGUAUUCUCUGACCCAUUUGUUAACUGUGAGUUUCAGUCCAGUUGUAACCUGCCUCUUUCCUGUGCCUGUAAUAAAUCCCAUGAAGACCACAGGGUGACAAAGUUCAACAGUAGCAACCUGUGGGAUAAUAGUAACCAUUGCCUGUCAAGAAAUGUGGCGAAUGACAUGUCGGAAAGGACAGCACAGACCAUUGCAAAUUCACUACCACUUCAGAAUGACUGGGAUAUACAAGAAGAACUGGAACUUCAGGAGAGUGUUGAAAAACAGCUUCUCAAAACUGCAAAAAUUUUGGAAGUAGGUUUAUAUGCCAUGGUGUUGUAUGCAUGUUGA